Molecule: messenger RNA, 230 nt
Organism: Amoebophrya sp. A120
Lineage: Eukaryota; Dinophyceae; Syndiniales; Amoebophryaceae
Source: the annotation of a GenBank genome assembly
GUUUAUCUUCGCAGUACUCUAAAGAUAUCUCCCGGCCCGGAACUGCGGGGGCCGCGGUGACACCGAGCAGGGUCAGUACUGCUACAAAUAGACCACCAUCCGCUCCAGGGAAGAUAACGAGCCAUCAUGAUACAAGAACUCAUAGCAACCAAACUGCAGGAGAAGCAGCUCACGAUUCUGCUGCUGAAACCAACAUCAACCCGGCACGACAAGGAGUUGCUUUGUCCAAG